CGCAGUGAAAUUCCCACAGCUCCCGAGCGACCCGCUUCUGGGACCGGUUCGCGGUCUUUCUCCUGCUCGGAUUCACAGCACCUACUCGGGAGUGGUGUGUAAGCAGAGGGUUCCAGACCAAAAUCAAAAAAAUGGUCAGCCUUUCGCAGCUAAUGGAGAAUGAAGUAUUCAUGGCCUUUGCCUCCUACACGACAAUUGUGCUUUCAAAAAUGAUGUUUAUGAGCACUGCAACUGCAUUCUAUAGAUUGACAAGAAAGGUUUUUGCCAACCCCGAAGAUUGCGCAGGCUUUGGCAAAGGAGAAAAUGCCAAGAAGUAUCUUCGGACAGAUGACAGGGUGGAACGUGUUCGAAGAGCCCACUUGAAUGACCUUGAAAACAUUGUGCCAUUUCUUGGUAUUGGCCUUCUGUAUUCCUUGAGUGGUCCAGACCUGUCUACAGCCAUCCUGCACUUCAGACUGUUUGUCGGAGCACGAAUCUACCACACGAUUGCGUAUUUGACACCCCUUCCCCAGCCAAAUCGUGCUUUGGCUUUUUUCAUUGGCUAUGGAGUUACAUUGUCAAUGGCUUACAGACUGCUUAAGAGUAAUCUGUACCUGUAAAGAGAAUCAUACAACUCAUCAUCCAAUGAUUUUCUAAAAAUUCUGUACUUCCAAUUUGUAAUGAAUCCUUUUAUGAUUUUAAGUGGGAGGGGAGCAGAGAAAUUAAGUUAGAGAAAACCUAGUCUACAUAUUAAUACUGCCAAUAUUCUUUAUUCCUGUUUUGUAUUUACACAGGACAUUUAACAUAAUUUUUAAUUCCUUUGUCUUAUUCAUGAAGUACUUUGUCAUAAAUUUUUAUUAUAAUUUGUAACAUUUGUUCAACAUUUCAUAUUUUAAAUCUUUAAAAAGAGUAAGUACAUGUAUAUUAAACCUGUAUUUCAAAAUUGAUGAAAUGGGCAUAUGAAAUAAAGAAUUCAAAGGAUAA
Molecule: messenger RNA, 963 nt
Organism: Odocoileus virginianus texanus
Lineage: Eukaryota; Metazoa; Chordata; Mammalia; Artiodactyla; Cervidae
Gene: MGST1
Product: microsomal glutathione S-transferase 1
Cellular component (GO): membrane; mitochondrion
Molecular function (GO): glutathione transferase activity
Source: RefSeq, a predicted model, not a curated record